ACCGCCACUUCUACCGAUCGUAGUAUUAUUACAACUACUGAGUUCGGCCAUCAUCUCCACCACCACCAUUACAACCAAACAGCAAGUAUGUACGGACCGCCGCCGGAGCCCGAACAUGACCAGCAGGCCGACACGGCGCCUGUCUGUGUGUGCAGCGUGAGGGUUCGCGCGCAGUUUCUACGUCGGCCCAUGGCCGCCAUGUGAGCGCGAAUUAUUUAAUAUCACCACAAACAAUAUUAACGCCGCCGACGUCCGUCGUCGUUUCCGCGAUCAUUGUCGUGAUCGACCACCACAGCCGUCGCGUUUACUCUAUAUUUAUAACACUAAAAUAUAGAAGUUUUUAUAAAUAUUUUAAUUAAUGUUGACGGUGAUAAUAAAUUGUAAUAAUUGUUAUUUAAUUUGUUAACUAUUUAUUUUAUAUAAAUAAUGUAAAAACGUUUUUUAAGUAUCGUUUAUACUUAGAAAUAAAUAGCUGAGUAGUAGCUCAUUUUUAAUGCUACUUAAAUUUUAGUUUAUAAUUUUUAUUAUAAAAUAUUUUUUUGGAAUUUAUGUAAAUUUGUGGAUAAGUGUAUGGUGCUACGAUUUUACCAUAUUUAUUAAGUAUUGAAGAGAUGAAUAACAAUUUAUAAUGGGUGAAAUGGAUACAGAUCAAUUAUAUUCUGUUCGCUGGAAUGAAUUCCACACUAGUAUUAUUACAUCAUUUAGACAUCUUCUUGAUCAAGAAGAUUUUAUUGAUGUUACCAUUGCCUGUGAAGGCCAGUCAUUUACUGCUCAUAAAGUUGUGCUCUCUGCUUGUAGUCCUUACUUUAGAUCUCUGCUCAAGGCAAAUCCAUGCCAACACCCUAUUAUAAUUCUUCGUGAUGUCAAAAAAAAAGAAAUGGAAGCUCUGCUUAGUUUUAUGUAUAAUGGAGAAGUUCGAAUUAAUCAAGAAAACUUACCAGAGUUCUUAAAGACUGCUAAAAGUUUACAAGUGAGGGGGCUUGUUGAUUUUACUAAAGAAAAUCAACCUUCGUCUUGGGAAUGUUCAAGUGUUAUACCAAUAGAAAUUGUUGGGAAAACUAAGUCUGGUGAUAAUUUAACUAGCCCACCUUAUAAAAGACAACGCAACAAUUCUGACAAAUCUGCUCAAGCAUUGACGCCUAGUUCUAAUUUUAAUGUUGAUAAAGACAAAGAUACACCUUCACUGCUUGUACAAGCAUUAGAAUUGAAUCAGAAUCAACCAAAUCAGAGUAAAAUUUCUAUUGAUUCAUCAGUUACUGGUCAUUCUUCCGAUGAAGAAGACAGUAAUUCUAGAGAUUCUGAUGGUAGUGGUACAGUAAAUGAUUGUAACCGAACAAAUAGAAGUCAACAAGAUAUUCAUGGACAAAUUUCUCAACAUACAUCAAAAUUGGAACCAGUAGAUUUUUUACCAACUAGUGGUAAUAAUCAUGACUUACAUCAUACAUCCAUUUCAAUUGAACAUCAAUCCAGACAUUCAUUUCCUACAACAUUGUCUUCUGGAGUAUCAAUUAUAAAUAGCUUGCAAGGUUUACCAGGACUUUUACCGGGUCCUUCAGGAAUACACAGUAAUAGUCAAGAUAAUAACUUUGGGGAUGGCGGCGGUGGACCUACCAUGGGAUGUUACCUGAAUGCCACUGAACCGAAACCAGUAUGCACGGAAUGCGGCCGGGUUUACAGCAGUGUGAGUAACCUGAAGCAGCAUAUAGCCAAUGUCCACUCAGCCACCCCACAUUGGGAACCGUGUCCCGUGUGCGGUAAACACUUUAAGACUCGUCAGUAUUUGUUCAAUCAUCUGUUGCAAACUCAUGGUAUCCGACAGCGCGGCAGCAGAAUGCACAUGCAUGUGCCUGGUGGAAGCGGUGGUGUAGGAGGAGGUGACGGCAGUUCUAUGCCAAAUCUGCCGUCGUCUUCAACCACCGCCUCUACUUUAUUAUCAUCCGAUGGAUGUUUUUCGACUGUCAAGCCGCUGCUCCACAAUAUUACCAUUGCAGACAUCAAACCAUCAUUAUCACAACACUCGACGGUUGUGACAGCAGCGGCCGCUGUUUCUUCCUCUGUACUCACCAACCACAACAACGAUCAACACCAUUCCGGAUUUCCGGGGACAUCUUCAAUUUCCGUUGAUACCAUGCGGGAACAUCACCGAUUGAACUCGACCGCCACCGCCGCCGCUAACUCUGAAAAUAUAUCUUCUCAAUUUUAUACUCUAAAUAAGGCUUCACCGGUUUCUAGAUAAAAAAAAACAUAGAUGACUUUCACCAACUAAAUACAGCAAAUUUGAAUUUUCAAAACUGUAAUAUAAUCUUUUUUUCGUUUUAAAAUUACUGAGUAUUUAAUGAAAUUUUGUUACUUUAAUAAUAGAUUUUUUGCUCAUAUAUUUUAUCAGUUUUUUAUCGCUAUUGUUAAAGUGCCCAUUUCUAGACGAAUGACUUUGUUCUAUACGUUUUUAUAAACCUAAAAAUUACAAUUUUACUGUAAUUUAUAUUUAUAAUAUAUUUAAACCAUUCAGUGAUGCAUACAAAAGUUUUAGAGGGGCUAAUAUUAAAAUUCCAUUUUUGAUUGCUUUUUUUAUGUUUAAUAGUUUCAAGGGAUUAUUUUUAUACUAAUAAUUUAGGAAAAUAUGGCUAAUGAAGAAGGCUAUACCAGUCCCCUGGAUACGCCACUGAAACGUUCACAUAAGUAUACAAAAUAUAUUUUAGUUAUCUUAUAUUAUUUAUCCUAAAAAUUACAAUGAUCAUAUUAGUUGGAACAGUAAUUUGAAGAAAACAAAAAUUAAAGAGUAAUUUUAAUAAUACUAUUAUAGUGCUGUAAAAUUUUUAUUUUAUUUUAACAAAGUUAAAUAUGAAUUUUUAAUUCAUAAAUUUUAUAAUAUGAUAAUUAUUUUACUUUGUUAAAUCGUAGAUUAAACGCACCUAUAAAAUCUAUGGUUCAAUUAAAAUGUAAAUAUACGUCUUUAUAUAGUCUCUAGUCAUUCCUUUGUAAUAUUAAAAAUUAUAUUAUCUUCUAAGGAAAUUUAAAUUUUAGUAAAUAUAUAAACAAAUAUAAUUUAUAUACUAUAAAUUCUUCAUAUUUUAUCAAUACAUUUUUUAUGUCGCGUAGUUAUUCAAGAUAUUCAAAAAAUAUUGUAUUUUAAAUAAAUGUAUAGGUGGUCCAAAAUACUUUUGAUUUAAUAACAUACAAUUAUAGUGUCGUGUAGAUCUCAAUCGUUUAUAAUGUGAUUCAUUAACUUUUCUGUCUGUUAAAUCCUUUUGAAAUUUGUUCAAGUCUAUUCAUCGAUAUCUUUUAAUUUUUUUUAAAAAGGAUGAUUUGUAAAAAAUAUUCUUUAAUAGUCUCUAAAACUUAUAUGUUAAAUUACGCAAGAAAUAUAAUAAUUUUGCAAUGCUAUUUGAUAAAAAAAAAAUUAAAUACUUAGUACAAUGCUUACCAAUUUGUUUAAGGUCAUUGAUGUCAGAUUUUAUUUGUUCUUUUUUUGUGCGCUCGACCGAAUUAACGUUUACCGUAGUCGUCGUCACAUUUGUUGUUAUCAUUCUUAUUACUAUACUACUAUAUUUUUGUAAUUAACCUUAAACUUUGAUACGCGCAUAUGCUUAGUUUGUACUCUUCCCCUUCACUUGUCAGGUCGUAUAAUACAUUUAAUUAAAAACAUAUUACUCGUCUUAUCUAUUUAUUUACGCAGAUAAUCACUAAUUGUAGCAUUCUUAUAGAAUUAAGACAUUCAUACAAAUUAAAUGUUUUAUUAAAAUUAAAUACAAUUUUUUAAAAAGAAAGAAAAAAAUAAAUUAGUUACAUCAUCAUAUAAGCCUGUAAUACACAUUACACUAACAAUUUUACAUAUAAAUUUGUAUAUCUAGAAUUGUCUAUGUAAAUUGCAUUUAUUAUGUCGCAUCUAAAAAUAAAUAUUAUUAUUGAAUUUAAAAUUUUGUACUUAAUUUUAAGAUUUUAUUCAAUUCUAAAAGAUUAUGAAUUAUCCUCGUUUAUUAAUUAUUUAAUACUAUAAAGAGUAAUAUCAGAGUUAUGAAAAUAUGAAUCCUAUUAUGCAUUUAACUAUCAAUUCACUACGAAAAAUCUAGUUAAUUUUUCAAACUUUUAUAAUAUUUAUAUUAUUAAUUAAUAUUAGUAGUUUCAUAUUGCUAUUUAGUGAAAUUUAGGUAAUAAUUAACGUUAUUAAAGAGGAGAGAGAACUCAAAGGUAAAAUAACUGUAUGAUGAAAAUAAUAAUUUUUUUUCUUAUUAUUAUUUUUUUAAAUUAAUCUUAUGUAUCCCCCUACAACCAAGUUACACCCUAGUUACGCCUUUGUAGUUCUUAAAAUGUAAUUUAAUAUUAUAAAAUAUAAUAUUUAAGUUUUGUUA
Molecule: messenger RNA, 4349 nt
Organism: Daktulosphaira vitifoliae (grape phylloxera)
Lineage: Eukaryota; Metazoa; Arthropoda; Insecta; Hemiptera; Phylloxeridae
Gene: ab
Product: protein abrupt
Exons: 7
Coding region: 629-2236 (535 amino acids)
Biological process (GO): regulation of transcription by RNA polymerase II
Cellular component (GO): nucleus
Molecular function (GO): protein binding
Source: RefSeq, a predicted model, not a curated record